CGAAACCAAAGAGCUAGGGGUGUUGGGAAUGUUUGCUAUGAGGAGUUGAGGUAGGAUUUUUAUGUCAUUUUUCCUACCUUAAGGUAUGAAUGAUUUCCGAGAAUGGUACAACCUACCCACCGGAGCCCUACUACCUUCUCCUAUUUGGUUUAGGUGGUUACGGACUUGUUGCUGGGAUGAGAUAACUUUGCCCCGAGCUGCCCGCAUCCCUACGCCGCUUGGCAACAUAACCGGCAAGUGAAUUCUGUGGGGUUACUCGUUACCAGCUGCGCUACUAUAUCAUUUCAAGGGUUCUAUUCUGACACCAGUCGAAAUAGUAAUGGUUUGCCCCUCACUGAUACAAAGCUUGAUAAUCAUCUUUGCAGUUUAUUCUUAAACCUUAGCUAAAAGUUUUUUUUUCUCGUGUAUAUUAUGUUGUUUCAGACUUCAAGCAAGUCUUUUUUUAUCUUCUACCCAUUGUUACCUUUGUCUAGGUUCGACUAGUUAUUAGGUUGUCGAAACCAGGUCUCAUCAUUACAACACAACACCACCUUAUCUAUUUCACCUAGCUCAACUAUUCGAUACCAGUCUACUGAACCCCGCGUUCCACGACAUCAUGUCUCUCCCUAAUGGCGUAUACCGUGCCGAUCAGGUCGGCUCUUUUCUCCGACCAAAACCGCUGCUCGAGGCCCGCGAGCAGGCCGCUGAAGGCAAGCUAAAGGCCGAACAACUGAGAGAGCUAGAGGACAAGUAUGUCGCUGAUGUUGUAGACAAGCAGCUCUCUGCUGGACUACGGGCUAUCACAGAUGGGGAGUUUAGACGGCAGUGGUUCCACGUUGAUUUCCUGCGAAAUCUGAGCGGAGUAGAGCUCCGUGGUGCUCUGCAAUCUACCAAUAUUAGCGUAGGAGGUACUAUGCCUCCAAGACUCGUCGUCGUUGACAAGAUUGGUCAUCCUAAGCCAAUCCAAGUCGACGACUUCAAGUAUCUCGAGUCUCGAAUCGCGGCCGCUGGUGCUAAGGCCACGCCGAAGGUCUGCAUCCCGUCACCGACCAUGAUUCACUUCCGCAACACUCGUGAGACUAUUGACGAGAAGGCCUAUCCGACGCUCGAGCCCUUUUUCGAGGAUCUAGCGCGCGUAUAUCAGGAGGAGUUAGAUGACCUCUAUAAGGCCGGUGCUCGGUUUGUACAGCUCGAUGACACUAACUUGGCCUAUCUCUGUGAUCCCAAGAUGCGUGCUGAGGCUGAACAGCGACAUGGCGAUGCCAACACCCUUGCUCGCCAAUAUGCCGCACUCAUUAAUGCGGCAAUCUCGAAGCGGCCUGCUGAUAUGGCCAUUGGAAUCCAUCUGUGCCGUGGUAACCACCGCUCGCAAUGGUUUGCGCAGGGCGGGUAUGAACCUGUAGCUGAAGUUCUAUUCAAGGACCUAAACGUGGACGCUUACUUCCUCGAGUACGACGACGCGCGAUCGGGAGACUUCUCGCCGCUCCGCCACCUACCCGAGCACAAGAUCGUUGUUCUUGGCGUUAUGACCAGCAAGAAGCCGGAUCUUGAAGAGAAGGCCGAGGUUAUCAAGCGCCUCAACGAGGCCGCUUCGUUCUGCCCCAAGGGCCUGAAGCAACUCUGUCUCAGCCACCAGUGUGGCUUCAGCUCGACCUCUGAGGGUAACGAUCUCACUGAAGAAGAACAAUGGGCUAAGGUUAGGCUGGAAGUGGAGAUCGCGAAGGAAGUCUGGGGAGACGACUUAUCCAUCUAAAAAGAUGGGGACUUAUAACAGGAGGGUUUUGUUACCUUGUUACCUUGUUACGGUAACAAAUAACUGGGUAUUUAUGACGGGCCCAGAUUACA
This is a messenger RNA of Daldinia caldariorum, 1824 nucleotides long. Its product is annotated as UROD/MetE-like protein. Gene Ontology annotation, molecular function: 5-methyltetrahydropteroyltriglutamate-homocysteine S-methyltransferase activity; zinc ion binding. NCBI's taxonomy places the organism in Eukaryota, Fungi, Ascomycota, Sordariomycetes, Xylariales, Hypoxylaceae. The coding region runs from base 596 to 1732 and encodes 378 amino acids. The transcript has a single exon. The record is from RefSeq and is a predicted model, not a curated record.